Molecule: messenger RNA, 303 nt
Organism: Ectocarpus sp. CCAP 1310/34
Lineage: Eukaryota; Phaeophyceae; Ectocarpales; Ectocarpaceae
Source: the annotation of a GenBank genome assembly
AUGGGUGGUUUUUUGUCCGCCGCCAGCUGGUCGGGUUCCGGCUACCGUACGUGCUACGGGGGGUGCGUCGUGGUACCCGCGUAUUUUGUCUACGAUGCUGAGCUGUCGGCUCGCUCGUAUCCGGGGGGAAACAAAUAAAUAAAUAAAUAGUGGAACGUGCGCACCACCAGCCUGGGGGGUAGCCUUCCGGAAGGACGCCAAGGGUCAGCAGUACGUGCCAGUAAAAAACAAAGCAAAAUGAAACGAAAUAAACCAAAGACAGACGAGGACAUAAACAAACUUGCACAGAGACAGGGAUAUCCG